This is a messenger RNA of Symbiodinium necroappetens, 588 nucleotides long. NCBI's taxonomy places the organism in Eukaryota, Dinophyceae, Suessiales, Symbiodiniaceae. The record is from the annotation of a GenBank genome assembly.
AUGCCCGAUGCGCGAGAGACACAUCACCCGCUUUCACUUGAGGCGAAAGUGCUAUUUCCCGAGCAGGCAUCGCAGUUUGAUGACCACCACUCCUUCAUUGUGCGAUAUACUGCUUCUGAAGAUUUGGGUUUGGACAUGCACACAGACGACUCUGACGUCACCUUCAACGUUUGCUUAGGCCAUGAAUUUACGGGAGCUACGUUGACAUUCUGCGGCUACAUGGGUGCACCUAAUCACCGCAAGGCCUCCCACGUUUACUCUCACGAGGUCGGGAGGGCAGUGUUGCAUUUGGGCAGUCGGCGACACGGGGCUGAUGACAUCGCCUCUGGCACACGGAUGAAUUUGAUAAUUUGGUCUCACAAUAAGGCAUGGCGGCGGAUGCACAAACUUCGACUGAGCGAAGACUACGAGAAAGAGGAAGGACCACCAGAUCCGGUCUGUCUGAGCUACACACAUGAUCGGGACUACCUGGCCUUUAAGAAAAAGCCAGUUGGAAGGGCGGCGGGGCGCAAUCGUGCCUGGUGUCCUCCGAAAGGCAUGGAGUACGAGGGCUUCGGUGACAAAGACAAGGAUGAAGAUAUCCUGUGA